Plodia interpunctella (Indianmeal moth) is the source of this 1081-nucleotide messenger RNA. It is a transcript of the gene Atg10, whose product is annotated as Autophagy-related 10. The transcript has 2 exons. NCBI's taxonomy places the organism in Eukaryota, Metazoa, Arthropoda, Insecta, Lepidoptera, Pyralidae. Gene Ontology annotation, cellular component: intracellular anatomical structure. The record is from RefSeq and is a predicted model, not a curated record. Bases 421 to 945 code for a protein of 174 amino acids. Gene Ontology annotation, biological process: macroautophagy; protein lipidation; protein modification by small protein conjugation. Gene Ontology annotation, molecular function: Atg12 transferase activity.
ACGAAACCAAAAGGUUCAGUUGUGACAUUGACAUUCCAUCAUUUAUUUAUUUAUUUAUUUAUUUAUUUAUUACAGAACAACAAACAGUUACAAAAUGAAAUAAUACAAAAUGAGACUUAUUCUAUAUAUAUUUCAAAUAGUGAAAAUAAACCAAACAAAACUAACAAAAAUUUGUACCUAUAUGUAAACAAGUACUUACAAGAUUUAAAUUCGUGGUACGUACUAUUUUACGAUAUUAAAAUGUUAUAAUAAUUAUUACAAGAAAAAUAACAGAUAUUGUCAUAAGAUGUUUAUAUUAGAAAAUUGAGUUGUUUAUAAAACUAUGUACAUUAAAAGAAGCCGCAGAUAAAAGGUUAAAUUAGAUGGUUAAUUUAUUGUAACGCUAGGUUUUACCACGAAACUACCAGGAUUGCAAGGAGAAUGGAUUUGGACGUAACACUUGCUCCCGAGGAAUAUCUAGAAGCAGCAAUUAGAUUUUGUAAUAUAUCAGAUACUCUGAAUGAUGAUUGGAAAAUAAUCAUAGAUGAAGAAAACCCGCACAAAUCAUACCUUAUUAAAAAUACUUUCGUAACACAAGACACAAAUGGGCCUAAAUUGUGUAAAGCAGAGCUUGUCAUAUUCUAUAACCUUCAUUAUGGGGUCCCUGCUUUUAGUUUCAAUAUUUGGAAUUCAUCGGGAGUGCUGUUGACUCUGGAUGAAAUUCGUGAGAUGACUUUUGUCAAGAUCAAGGAGAAAGAUUUCUACACUGUGAUAACUCAGCAGGAACACCCAUUGUUUUCCCGGCCGUACUUCGUGAUGCACCCAUGUCACACCGCCGAACUGAUUCAUAUGUUUAAAAAUUCCUCUAACAAUAUUAUUGUCACUUUCCUUGGAUUAAUUACACCACUGUUGAAUAUAAAUUUGCCGAUGGGUUAUGGAGUCAGUGAUGUUAAAGACAUAACGUGAGAGAAGGAAAUAUAAAAAAAAAAUCAAAAAUAGUAAAUGGCAUCUGUCCUGUAAAUUUUCCAGUGAGCUUCACAGACAAUAUAGGUUCGGGUAAUAUAGCAGAUCAAAUUUUGCCAGAAUAAAGAUUUAAAAGAUA